AUGGCUCUGACCAUCGCCAUCCUUGGGGCAACAGGAAAGACAGGCCGUGAGGUGCUUGAACGACUCCUCCCACGGCCAGACGUGAACAUUCGGGUCUACGUCCGGUCAGCCUCAAAGCUCAUCGAUCUAUUUCCAUUGCUGUCGUCCAAUCCGCGCGUUUCCAUCUUCCAAGGACCACUCGGAGAUGUCGAAAAUAUGCGCAAAUGCUUGUAUGAGGCCGAACAUAUCAUCUUCACGCUUGGCGAGAAUGACAACCUCCCAGGCGUCAGCGUGGUCGAGGACGGAGCCAAGACAGUCGUCGCUGCUCUGUCGGCGUUGCGCAACGACCAGGAUAUAAAGCAAGAAUGGCGUCCCCCGCGCGUGCUGGUGCUGUCGUCCGCGACAUGGAAUCCCACCCUGGCCGCCGUGCGCCCCGCCGUGAUCCACUGGGCGAUCAAGACUGCGUUUUGUCACCCGUAUGCCGACCUCCAGCGUGGCCAGGCGAUCCUCCUCGCCGCCGCACCAUCGCUGCUCAGCGUUCUGCUCGUGCAGCCCAACGGGCUGAUCGAGGACGAGCCCAGCGGGCACGAGAUUAGCGUUGACCGCGCCACCUUGACUGUCACGUAUGGCGACUUGGGCGCCGCCUUCGUCGAUUUGGUGUGCAUGAGGGAGUUCGACGACUUGCCGGCCGUCGGAGUCUCGAGCAGAUGCGGCGACAACGCCCUGAAGUAUGGCCCCAUUCUGGGAUACAGGAUUGUGAGGGGCUUGUGUGCGACCUACAUCCCAGGGUUUUGGCACGUACAUAGACUUGUACUUUCGGUGGUCGCGACGUUGUCCUUCAAGAGGAAGUCGAGCUGA
Messenger RNA from Fonsecaea erecta, 837 nucleotides. RefSeq lists its product as hypothetical. NCBI's taxonomy places the organism in Eukaryota, Fungi, Ascomycota, Eurotiomycetes, Chaetothyriales, Herpotrichiellaceae. The coding region runs from base 1 to 837 and encodes 278 amino acids. The transcript has a single exon. The record is from RefSeq and is a predicted model, not a curated record.